CAAGGACUCAUCCUAUCGAUAAGGUUCAGAUAGCCAAGGUGGAGGAUGGGAAAAGAAUGGAACUGUCCCAGCUCCUCAAUGAGAUCAGGGCAAACUAUGAAAAGCUCCUCACCAGAAAUCAGAUAGAGACGGUGCUCUCAACAAGGAUCCAGCUGGAAGAAGAUAUAAGCAGGAAAAUGAACAAAGAUGAAGAGGCUUUAAAGGCAGCUCAAGCUGAACUCAAGGAAGCCCGGCGUCAGUGGCACCACCUGCAAGUGGAAAUUGAGUCUCUCCAUGCCGUGGAGAGGGGCCUCGAGAACUCCCUGCAUGCCAGUGAGCAGCAUUAUCAGAUGCAGCUGCAAGACCUCGAAGCUGUGAUUGAAGGCCUAGAGAAAGAACUACAGGAGGUCAGGCGAGGAAUUGAGAAGCAACUUCAAGAGCACGAGACACUUCUCAACACGAAGAUGAGGCUAGAACAAGAAAUAGCAACAUACCGGCGUCUUCUAGAAAAGGAAGAAAUCAGAUAUUAUGGUUCUAUACAAGGUGAGAAAAAAGAUAAAAAACCUACCACAAGCAGAGUUGGGUUUGUUUUACCUUCAGCCAUUAUAAAUGAAAUAUCUUUUUCAACAAAAGUCGCACAAAAAUGUGAGAAUGAAAGAGUGGGAACAAUAACCAAGCAAGCAAUUUUAAAUGGGAACCUCGUGAAGGAGAGCACCGAGGCACACGGCACGAUACAGACAGAGAAAGUUGAUGAAGUUAUAAAAGAAUGGGAAGGUUCCUUCUUUAAAGAUAAUCCUCCAUUGAGGAAAAAGUCUGUUUCUCUGCGAUUUGAUCUCCACUUAGCAGCCACUGAUGAGGGGUGUUUACAGACUAAGCAGGAUAAUUUACCAGAUAUAGAAGUCAGACUGGUUAUGAGAAGAUCAUGCAGUAUCCCCUCUAUCAAACCUCCAUCAGCAGCUAAUUAACGUGAAGACAGUAUUUGACAUGUUUUGAAAAUGUCCAUAGGAUGGACCUAGGUGAGCCAUGCUGGCCCCUUCCAUCCCUAAAUAUGCUAGUGAGAACUUAUAUGGAAGGUUAUGAUCAAUGUAGUAUUCUCUUUAG
Messenger RNA from Elephantulus edwardii (Cape elephant shrew), 1080 nucleotides. It is a transcript of the gene KRT222, whose product is annotated as keratin 222. Bases 57 to 944 code for a protein of 295 amino acids. The transcript has 6 exons. Gene Ontology annotation, molecular function: structural molecule activity. The record is from RefSeq and is a predicted model, not a curated record. Lineage: Eukaryota; Metazoa; Chordata; Mammalia; Macroscelidea; Macroscelididae.